AUGAACAGUCAUGAUGUGGAUCGGUUUCGUGGUCUUGACAUGAGCCAUGGUUUCAUCAAAUCCAUUGUGAAGAAUCAAAUUGACAGAGAUGAAUAUCACAAAGUAAUGGAGGAACGAAAAGUAGAAGUACAAAAGAAAAUCAGAGAAAGUAAAAGAAAGAAACCUGUUCCUGCAGCUGAAUACAAACUUUAUGUACCACCCCACCUUCGGUCGAAAAACGAGUCGUCUGAAACAGCAAGAAAGAGCAUAUCCGAUCGGAAAAACCCUUGCCCUGCGAUUGUCAGUGAAUUAGAGGAGUCUACACUUCGCGAAAAGGUACGCAGUCGCCUGCAGGCUCGUGCUGAAGAUUUGCCGAAUAUACAAUCCUUGGGAAAGGAUUCAGUACCAACAUCUACACCAUCAAGACCUGUAUUUCUGUUGAAUCUGAAGAAGAAUUCUGGUGACACCGUUGAUAUAGCUGUGAUGAACACUGACAAUGCCGCUCGCUUAGCAAAGGAAUUAGGGCGAAAACAUGGUCUCACGGAUGACCAGUGCAGAAUGCUACGACUUACACUUGAGAGAGAGUUGGAAGCCAGACUUGCCAUUUAG
Molecule: messenger RNA, 588 nt
Organism: Necator americanus (New World hookworm)
Lineage: Eukaryota; Metazoa; Nematoda; Chromadorea; Rhabditida; Ancylostomatidae
Exons: 7
Coding region: 1-588 (195 amino acids)
Source: RefSeq, a predicted model, not a curated record